AGCCGCGCUCCGUUGGUCACCGCGCGUUGAGAAAGAACUCGAGACCAGGGCCGCCAACACGGACCGCUGCCCAGAAGCAGACUACAAGUUCAAGACAGCCGAGGAGAUGGAGGUGGCCGCUCUGAGCCACUUCUUCGGAGACUCCUGCCGCCCUGGAGCCUGGAGCGCCAACGCUACCGUUGACGCCGAACUUAAGCGUCGGUUCCCCUCCCUCUGCGCACUCUGCGGCCCAAACUCCUCAUGUGACUACACCAUCGACAUGGGCAUCACUGUUGCUGGAAUCAACAACAACAACGCUCACGUGAAAGCCCUGGAGUGUCUCAGGACUAGUGGUGAUGUCGCUUAUGUGGCGUGGCAGCAUGUUCGCGAGUUCUUCACAGUUCGCAACAAUGACAUCAUUGGUAACUUCUCCCUCCUCUGCCCCAACGGUACCCUGUUAGCCCUCAACACCACAGUCCUGGCAGACACCAACGCGCCCUGUGCUUUCGUCUCGCAACACUGGAGCGCCAUCGUUGCUACUUCUGCCCGAGCCAACGAGCUCCAGACCAACCUCCGCACCUGGUGGCCGGCAGGCAGCAACCCCUCGGACAACUCCUGGAGGUCCACGCUCUACUCAGUUCUGGUGCCGCAGUCCUCAACCGCGCAAGUCACCAUGGAGGAUACUCUGCUGUCACCCGCCAACUUUACUCAGACUAGCCGCCCGCUAACUAGCAUCGACAGCGCAACAUCCUGCGUGCCUCCUCGCGUGUGGUGCACCGUCACAGCUCAGGAGCUAGCCAAGUGCAGCUGGGUGCGAGCGGCCGCUUACAGCCUGGGGAUCAAGCCAUCUAUCUCAUGCGUGCAACGUUCCGACACCUUCCAAUGCCUGCGAGAUGUUCAAGACCGCAACGUUGAUUUUAUAGCCACUGCUUCCAACUAUGGAUACCUCGCUAGACAACACUUCAGCCUAACACCAGUGAAGCUCGUUCAGAACCUGCACUCCGACCCCAACUCUUUCUCACGAGUGGUAGCUUUAGUGAGAAACAACUCGGACAUCACCCGCUUCGAGAACCUUCGCGGCAGGAAGGCCUGCUUCCCCGAAUAUGGAGGCAUCUCCUACGUGGCGUUCGUGCGCACUGCGCAAGUGCUCGGCGUGCUGGACGACAAAGAAUGCGACUACGCCAAGGCUGUGGGGGAAUUCUUCGAGGGCGCCUGCGCCCCCGGCGCCCAGGAUGCCUCGCACGCCCUAGGCCAGUCGACCUACAACGUUACAAAUCUCUGCACUCUUUGCAAGGCUCCUAACGCCGCUAGCAACUUUACAUGCGGUUGGGACCACUCUAACAACCUGUACUUUGGCAACAACGGCUCGUUGUCUUGCUUGGCUAACAACGACGCGGACGUCAUCUUCGUGGAUACCACCAAUAUUACUGAUUACCUGGCCGCACUGAACCUGCAAGGCUCCCAGUUCCGCGCGCUCUGCAGUAACAAUACCUUGGCCCUCCAGAACGGAGUCAAUGUGGAUGAUAACUGCUUGCUGGCUUAUGUUGUGGACUCCGAGGUUUUGACUAGAAGGGCUACUCUUAAACGCCCUGCGCGGCCGAUGAAGCCCACAAACCACACACAUAUCACGCACCCACCGCCACUGAGGCCAGUCUUUGUACAAGACGAAGCCUACAACAGUAUCAGCGCUCUCCUUGACACCCUUGAAAAGUACUUCGGCUACGCCGCCUCAUCAGGCACCCAGCAUGUCAACAUGGAGAUCUUCUCCAGCUUCGAUGGCACCCGCGACUUGCUCUUCAAGAACACCGCUGUUGGCUUCUCAGAACCCACCAGAGCUACUACUAACCAGCCUGCUAAGAACUACAUUGAGCUGUUCAGCCAUUUGCAAGCCUGUACUGGUGCUGGCAGCAACAUUCCGGUCCCUGGAUUGGCUAACAGGAGUUUCUAUUCCAUUUUGACUCUGGUUUUGUCUGCGCUGCUUACGCGUUUCAUUGUUUAUUAAGCUGUCAGGUCAGUUAGUCUAUAAGGGGUUAUUGCAACUAUUUUUGUCGGCCCUCUGAUGAGAGGGACAGAGUUUAUGUUGUUUCCCUGUCCCUCUCAGCAGCAGGAUAGAAGAAAGUGUCUGAGGAAAGGAUAGGUAAUAAUCCCAAUAAUAGUCUA
Molecule: messenger RNA, 2139 nt
Organism: Cydia fagiglandana
Lineage: Eukaryota; Metazoa; Arthropoda; Insecta; Lepidoptera; Tortricidae
Product: transferrin-like
Exons: 14
Coding region: 107-1981 (624 amino acids)
Biological process (GO): iron ion transport
Cellular component (GO): early endosome; plasma membrane; recycling endosome
Source: RefSeq, a predicted model, not a curated record